Oncorhynchus tshawytscha (Chinook salmon) is the source of this 5035-nucleotide messenger RNA. It is a transcript of the gene sema3b, whose product is annotated as sema domain, immunoglobulin domain (Ig), short basic domain, secreted, (semaphorin) 3B. The transcript is spliced from 18 exons. Gene Ontology annotation, molecular function: chemorepellent activity; semaphorin receptor binding. Lineage: Eukaryota; Metazoa; Chordata; Actinopteri; Salmoniformes; Salmonidae. The record is from RefSeq and is a predicted model, not a curated record. Gene Ontology annotation, biological process: axon guidance; negative chemotaxis; positive regulation of cell migration. The coding region runs from base 795 to 3215 and encodes 806 amino acids.
GUGGAGUUGUGUGCUUUCCUGAGUGGACCGAAGUGCUUGCUAUAGCAGCUGACUGGUAUACUGACUCUGUCUUCAUUUCACCUCCUCACCCACCAGCCCUGUCUGCUUUGACUAACUGACUCACUGGAUUUCCCCCAGAUGUGAUGCUCCUGUCUUGUAUUGUUCCCCCCUGAGGCUGUACACCUAGUGUUUCAGAGAGGACUCUACCUUUACUGCUCUGUGGAUUCUACUAAAGGAUUUUUAUCCUACCUCUGGGGUUUGUGUAGUUUUAGUGCAGUAUGUCAGACAAAGUGAGCGUGGGGAUAUGUGUAAAUGUGUGUGAAGAUGUGUAUGUAGCUGCUAUGUGUGAGUGAGUAAAUUUGUGUGUAAAAGUGUGUGUGCAUCUCGAGGAACAAAAGGAAAAUAAUAGUUUUUCUUCCUGGAAUAGAUAGAUGGAAUAGAUAGAUGGAAUAGAUAGAUGGAAUAGAUAGAUGGAAUAGAUAGAUGGAAUAGAUAGAUGGAAUAGAUAGAUGGGAUACAUUGUUGGACAGUAAUAGUGUUGAGGAGGUAUCCAUGGGACACUUUGCGCUUCGGACCAUGACUGGGUCAGGUGGACACUGAGAGGGAACGCUGUUGCCUUGGAUGCAGAAGGAGAGGUUCCAGUGUGAGAAGCUGCUUCAGUCCCAUCAGAGCUGAGAGGUGUACGGUACAGCAGACGCAGAACAGGGAACACCUGAUUGGAGAGGAGCGUGACGACAACAUCCCAACCCAUUCCAACGCUAGCCGUGCCAGGCUACUGCCAACCCCAGGACGCCAUGAUGAUGACCGUAAUGAUGAUGAUGGCGAUGAUGGUGACAUGUAGCUCCCUGCUCCUCUUGGGGCUCAAGGCCUCCCAGGUCUCGUCCAGUGGAAUCCCCAAGACCAGCGACUCCUCUUCACCCUCCUCAUCCUCCUCACACCCAUUCUCCUCCUCCUCCCCUCGCAUGAAGCUCUCCUACAAAGAGCUGCAGCAGUUCCAUGGCGUGCGGCGGUUUGAGCUGGAGCGCUCGUGCUGUUUCAGCGCUCUUUUAUUGGAUGAGGAGAGAGGACGGCUGUUCGUGGGCGCACGCAACUUCCUCUUGUCACUCAGCCUGGAUAACAUCGCCAAGCAGGAGCACAAGAUCUACUGGCCAGCCCCGGUGGACUGGAGGGAGGAGUGUAACUGGGCAGGAAAGGACAUCAAUACAGACUGUGUGAACUAUGUGAAGAUAGUGCACCACUACAACCGCACCCACCUAUAUGCCUGUGGAACCGGGGCCUUCCACCCCACCUGCGCCUUCGUAGAGGUGGGACAGAAGAUGGAGGACUAUGUGUUCAGGAUUGACCUGUCCAAGGUGGAGGAUGGGAAAGGGAAAAGUCCAUAUGACCCCCGUCACCCUGCAGCCUCAGUACUGAUAGGUGAUGAGCUGUAUGCGGGUGUGGCCACAGACCUCAUGGGACGAGACUUCACCAUCUUCCGCAGUCUGGGGGGACGACCAUCCAUCCGCACUGAACAACACGACUCACGCUGGCUCAACGAGCCUAAGUUUGUGGGUUCGUUCUGGGUGCCAGAGAGUGAGAACCCAGACGAUGAUAAGAUCUUCUUCUUCUUCCGGGAGACGGCGGUGGAGGCUCAGGGUCUGGGGAAGUCCACCUACUCCCGCAUCGGACAGCUCUGCAGGAAUGAUAUGGGUGGCCAGCGUAGUCUGGUCAAUAAGUGGACCACCUUCCUGAAGACUCGUCUCAUCUGUUCUGUGCCAGGCAGUGACGGCAGUGACACCUACUUUGAUGAGCUCCGGGACGUAUUCUUGCUGCAGACCAGGGACAGGAAGAACCCUCUGGUCUACACCGUCUUCUCUACCUCUAGCAGUGUAUUCAAGGGAUCAGCCGUGUGUAUCUACACCAUGAAUGACAUCCGCAGGGCCUUCCUGGGGCCCUUCGCCCACAAAGAGGGGCCAAACUAUCAGUGGGUCCCCUUCCAGGGCAAAGUCCCCUACCCACGCCCUGGCAUGUGCCCCAGCAAGACGUUCGGCAGUUUCGAGUCCACCAAGGGUUUCCCUGACGACGUGAUCCAGUUUGCACGUCACCACCCUCUGAUGUUUAACCCUGUAUACCCCCUGAACCGCCGGCCAGUCUUCCUGAGGACCAACGUAGACUACAGCUUCACCCAGAUCGCUGUGGACCGGGUGGGCGCCGCCGACGGGCAGUAUGACGUCAUGUUCAUUGGCACAGACAAAGGGACCGUGCUGAAGGUGAUCUCUGUACCUAAAGAGAGCUGGAAGAACAUGGAGGACCUGCUACUGGAAGAGCUAGAGGUGUUCAAGGAUGCCUCAUCCAUCAUUAACAUGCAGAUCUCCUCAAAGCGGCAACAGCUGUAUGUGGGUUCAGACACGGGUCUGGCCCAGGUUCCUCUGCAUCGCUGCAGUGUCUAUGGGAAGGCCUGUGCUGAGUGCUGCCUGGCCAGAGACCCAUACUGCGCCUGGGACGGCACCUCUUGCACCCGCUACCUUCCCAACACCAAACGGCGUUUCCGUCGUCAGGACGUGAGGAAUGGAGACCCCAACACCCUGUGUUCAGGAGACCACCACAAGCACCGCGUGGCAGAGAGGAGGCUGUUUGGGGUGGAGGGGAGCAGUACCUUCCUGGAGUGUAUCCCCAAAUCCCUGCAGGCCAGAGUGACCUGGACCUUCCAGAAACACCCCCACAACCCCAGGGAAGAGCUGCGUCUAGAUGACCGUGUCCUGCACACAGAGCGGGGACUGUUGGUAAGGAGGGUACUGAAACGUGACACGGGCCUCUACCAGUGCCACGCCAUGGAGCACGGCUUCACCCAGACCCUACUGGACAUCACACUGGAGGUAGUACCCUCUUCCUCCUCCCCCUCUCCACCCGCUGACCCUCUCCUCCGAUUGGACCCCCGUAGCGGCGGCCCACCCUCCACCAGUCAGAAGAUGUGGUACCGGGACUUCAUGCAGCUGGUGGACCACCCCAAUCUUAGCACCGUGGACCAGAUCUGCGAGCAGGUCUGGGCGCGCAAGAAUGCCCAAUCGGGAAAGAGCUUCCCGGCUUCUCCUGCCAAACAGGCCCCGCCCCUCGGCCCUGUGGUCCAGGCCCCUAACAAGAAGUGGAAGCAUCUUCAGGACAUCCGCAAGGGGAGGAACCGCCGAACCCACGACGGGAAGCCCUCCCCACGAGCACCGCGAAGCGCAGGGGAGUAACAACAGUCAGAGAGAGGAGAAGGAGAGGGACUGAUACAGACAGAGUUUAGGGAGAGAGGAAAAAAGAGGAGGAAAAGAGAGGGACAGAGACUGAUAGAGACCAAGGACUUAUGGAGGAGGUCAACCACACACACACAGCACCUCCUUCUUUGUGAAUAUUUACCUUCCGACACCCCACUAUCUACUGCCCCAUGAUGCUUCACUCUUCCCUGACACCUGACCCCUGACUACCACCCCUUGCUUGUAUUGCCUCCUAUUAAUACCCCAUCCUAAUUCUAUCUGCCCCAGCUGUCAGUCACUUUGUAUGCACUCUGCUGGAGAGCUUCUGAUAGAGACCUCACCACAGCAGAAUAAACUGAACAGACAGCCAGACAGACAGACAGACAGACAGACAGACAGCCAGACAGACAGCCUGACAAGUUAAAGGAUGGCUCAGUGUGUGUAACUCAAUCUCUCAACGGAAAUACAACUGGCUCGUAACUGGAAUAUCAGAACGGAAACAGACAUACACACAUUUACAACCCAUGAUGACAAUGAAUUUGAUGAUGAUAUGGAUGACAAAUCGUGAGAUGGACAAAAACAAUGGGAUCAAGACAGAAUACGCAUAACUCCAAAUACAGAUUGAUCCACGUAGAUAUAAUCACAUUUCACGUGUUUUAUAUGCAAAGAUAACAUAAUGUAGACGUGUGCUUUGUGGUAGAGCUAGGCUUUGAUAUACUUCUUAGCAUUCUGGUCCAAACAACUACAGAUUGGAGAAGGCGCUAUACUGUCAUUCCAGUAUAUAUAGAGUACUCACAAUGAGGGUAGAUUCUGAAGCAGAGAGAGUGUACAGGAUCAAUAGAAUGGUUCUAUUGUGAUUUUGUUUUACAAAAUGGCUGACAAGGUAGAGCAAGUGGAAGGUAUUCUACAUAUAUGUUCAUGGGGUGACAAGAAAUAUGUUUUGUGUUUUAUUGAGUCUUUUAUUUAAAUGACCUGUGUGUAUUUUCUGAUUGUAAUGACUUGUGUUGUGUGCUGACACAAUGACAUGUGGGAGUUGAGAUGGUACUAGUGACAGACUGCUCAACAUCAAUGUGUAGGUGGGAUUGCAAGGCCUUGUGAAAGAAUAGUAGACUUUAAAUACGACAUCCCAUCUUUGGGCUAAAAGCAUGAUAUUUAUGUGUGAAAACAUCUUGAUUCUUAUUCUAAAUGGUACCUACUUUGUUCAUUUACACUGUUUAUGUAGACGUGUGUGUCUGUGUGCGUGUGUGUGUGCGUGUGUGAGCGCGCGUGUUGGCAAGAGAGCUGAAGAGUGUUUCUGGUCAAUUCCCUGCUACGUAAUAUGUCCAUUAUAUCAUAAACACAUACAGACAAAUAUCACCACUGAGGUGCCAAGAAUUGCAAAUAAAUGACAGUUUUGUCUGAAUUCAAAGACAAUAAUCAGGUACAAUAAAACAAAAUGAUAAAGUACAGACAUUAUAAGAACUCCCCUCCUUGUUGCUUUUUCUGUAGUCCCGUCUCUGUGUGUCAAUUACACAGGAUACCGUUGCUGCCUUGUGUUCAGCAAAACCUGUUUGUCCUCUGUGAAGUGGUGUGAGUAGAGCGCAACCUAGUGAUUUUUCCGUGUACAGACCUGGCCUGGUCCAAGGACUUUCUGUGGUGAUUCAAUAUACUGACAUAUAGUCUGUUGUGAAAGACAAGUGGCUUUGUAAAAUAAAACAUGCUUUUACUUUUUCCCUUAUCCCAGUGGAAUCUACGAGAGCGUUUAGAUGUAUCCUGUCUGUUAUUUAUACCUGCUUUAUAAAGAUGUCAUUAUUAACUCUUGAAUGCCUGAGGAAAAUAAG